GCUCUAUACAAUUUCACACCUCCCUCGUAUUCCCGUCGUAUAAAUGGAAUAUUCUCAUCUGAUGUAUGUGACCAUCCGUUCUUCAAGAACAGACUUCCUUCCUUCUGCUUCCUUCUAGAAUUCUCGAUCAGCGUCGUAUCUGCCCGACAACACGCGAUGCACGAAACAUCGCCGCGUAUUUUGCAAGUACAAACUCGUAAUUCGCACUCGCACUUGGACUCGGCCUCUUGCACUUUAUUAUAGUUGUUCGUCUUGCACGUUAUUGUUAAUAUUAAUUCAAUUUCCAUAUUUCUACUUCCAUUUGUGAGCAGUGAGCAGUCUUUUAUUAAAAAUAGACCAGCAGUGAUUUUUUCAAAUGGAAGCCUUCCUAAAAAAAUUAAAUCUAGAAGAAGAAUAUCUACAGAGGUUUCUAGAUGAGGGAAUCGAUGAAGAGUCAGUUAAAUUGCUCGACGCAGACACUUUGAAAAUUUCAAUUCCGAAGAUCGGACCUCGUCUUAAAUUUCAAAGAGCACUCGCUCUUCAUGUAGGAAAUGAAAGUUACACAUCUUCCAGUAUUGAAGGGACUCCAAUAUUUGAAUCAAUAGAAUCUACUGACACUGACUGUGAAACUUAUUCUUUUUCUUUGGGAUCAGAAUUAGAGUCCAUUUUAAAUGAAAAUAUCUCAUUAGAACAAGCACCAUUAAUUGAAUCAUCACUGAGCAAGAAACCCGAAAGUAAAGGAAGUUCACCGGAUCUUCCCAACCGGAAUUUAAAUUUAGAAGGAAUAAAGAGAAAGAGGGAGUUACUUUUUCCCGAAGGCUUGGAAAGUUUUUUGAAAUCUUCUAUAGAUGGAAGAUUUGUUCUUUCAUUCAGAACAAAUUUAGGAUACCGAAAUAGUCUCCCAAGAAAAAAAUUAUGCAAAGAGAUAAUCAAUAGAUUUUUGCAGAUAGAACAUGUGGAUGAUGUAGCCAAACACCCGUGGAUGUUUGAGGAAGCAUCAGCAGAAAUAAUAAAAUUAUUUCCGAAUGAGCAGAAGGAAACAUAUUAUAUUCCCUAUAAGAAAAAAUCUGCAACUAGUCCAAAAAAGGGACCCAAGGGACGCUUAUGGUCUAGGUACCAUAACGUAAGAAAUUUAUUAAGAAUUACAGAAAAGACAACAAGCACAUCUAAAAAGAUUCUUUUCCAAGAAGACACCAAUGGAAAUGAAAUAUUAAUAGAUCAUUCCGAAGAUACCAAAAACUACCAAUUACUGCAUACAGUUUUGGAACCAAAAACGAGAGUUAUAGAAUUGUGGAAAGCUACUUUAAAAUUUAGGAAAACUCAUUUCAAAAAUCUCACGAUAGAAGAAAUUUUCGAUGAAGUACCUGCACUGAAGACUGAUAUCGGAUCAGAACUGAUCGACUCUGAGUUUAGCGAAAAAUUCCCUGAAAAUUCUAAUAAUGUGUACUUGAAGUGGCCUUCUUUAUCAAAUGCAAUACUGAAAGAAUCAGAACAUAGAAAAAUAAAAGCAGUAGAGCACUCUGCUGAUGUUGAUCCAUCGAUUGUGGCUUUACUAACACUGCCCUUUCUUAUACCCCCAGUUACAUUGAAAAGAGCGAAAGGGUUCAAUUGGAGACCCAGCAGGUCUGAAAUACAAGAAAGUUUUUUUUUUCAUGUUGAAAAAAUAGAAGACCUGCCAGCAGAGCCGGAACUAGGAUUCUGGCGCCUGUGGCGAAUUCUCCUAAUGCGCCCCCAAGAAAUUCUCUUUUCUAUGUUGAUUUGUAUUUAUCUUUCAUAA
Molecule: messenger RNA, 1756 nt
Organism: Coccinella septempunctata (seven-spotted ladybird)
Lineage: Eukaryota; Metazoa; Arthropoda; Insecta; Coleoptera; Coccinellidae
Exons: 9
Coding region: 356-1756 (466 amino acids)
Source: RefSeq, a predicted model, not a curated record